AGGAAAUAACAGGUGAUGGUCAUCAGCCAACACAUGCUCUGUCUUGAUCUUGCAACUCUGACAUCUUGAGUGUCAUGCAUCAUGUACAUUUCACAUCUUUGGAUAUUUUUUGGUGCUUUGGUGUCUUCAAAUGCUCUGGACGACUGGAAUACAAGAUGUAUCAAUUUCACCAUCAACGCCUCUCUGAAAUCUGAAGUCUAUCUCCCAUGUCACUUUAAUAUAAACCAUUACAAUGGAACAUUGGCAGUGAAUUGGAGAUGCCAUUCCACUAUUGACAGUCUUGUAACGAUCAUGACUGAUGGCAAAAUCAUCUUUGGUAGUCCUAGUGAAGGACGAGUGAAUGUUUUUCCCUUUCUGUCUAAACAUGGAAACUUCUCUAUCCUCAUCCAUGAUCUGCAGUCUUCAGACAUUGCCACCUACAUUUGUGAGCUGAACAGUGAAUGCUGGAGGGUGCAAAUCAUUGAACGUCCGUACAAAACUGAACCGCUGAACUCUAAUCGCAACUCCUGGUUAUACUUUGUUGCUGGAGCUGGAGUUUUUACUCUUCUUUUUAUUAUAUUCAAUCGCACUGGUUUACAAAACCGUUUGCAGUCCUUGACAGAAAAAGGCAUGAGAUCAUCCAAAUCUAGCUCUACGAAUGAAGAACACCAUGAAGCAUUCAGAACUCCAGAUCCAAAUGAUUUUACGACAUCUACAAUAUACCAUGUCAUCCAGGCAUAAUACUUCAGUUUAGAAGGUGCCGGCAAGAGGGGAAAAUAAAAAUCAUGAUUUCAGAUUAUAAAUCUGUUAUUUUGUCUAUCAGUAAAUACUGUUGUC
Molecule: messenger RNA, 816 nt
Organism: Cyprinus carpio (common carp)
Lineage: Eukaryota; Metazoa; Chordata; Actinopteri; Cypriniformes; Cyprinidae
Exons: 6
Coding region: 82-720 (212 amino acids)
Biological process (GO): negative regulation of T cell proliferation; immune response; positive regulation of T cell proliferation
Cellular component (GO): external side of plasma membrane
Source: RefSeq, a predicted model, not a curated record